AUGGACAAAGAACAGCAAUACGAACGUGUAUUCAGACAUCUGGACAAGAAUGGUGACGGGAAGCUAUCACCACCGGAGCUCCAAAUUUGCAUUGGAAAGAUUGGUGAGGAGUUGUCAUUGGAGGAGGCGGAGAUUGUAGCUGAGUUAAUAGACUCAGAUGGUGAUGGAUUAUUGAGCUUUGAUGACUUGGUUAAAGUGGUGGAAGGUGCAAAUGAAGAAGAAAAGGCGAAUGAUUUGAAGAUGGCGUUUCGAAUGUAUGAAGAAGUUGAGGGGUGUGGUUGUAUAACGCCCAAGAGUUUGAAGAGGAUGCUUAGCAAACUAGGAGAGUCGAGAAGUGUGGAUGAAUGUAAGUUGAUGAUCGCCAAGUUUGACCUCGAUGGCAACGGGUUCCUUGAUUUCGGCGAGUUUCAGGACAUGAUGUCAUGA
Lactuca virosa is the source of this 426-nucleotide messenger RNA. Lineage: Eukaryota; Viridiplantae; Streptophyta; Magnoliopsida; Asterales; Asteraceae. The record is from the annotation of a GenBank genome assembly.